ACCAGAUUCGAAUAUAGUCAUAACUAUGAUUUUCUUAAAGCUACAGACAAAACAUUUGUAAAUAUCAUAGAAACUCAACAAGGGUCUGAUGAGCUCAGCAAGAUGGCAAAAUACCUAAAAAGACUUUACUACUGGUUUCUUUUGGGUCCAAUUAUCACGCUCGAAUGGCUCAGACGAAAGAAGAAACUCUGUUGUUUGACGAUAUCACAUCAAGUCGAUGAAGAAUCUGCAGCAGGAAACGAGGAAAAUGUGCGGCUAGUCCAAAGAGUUGACGAGGAUCAGGAACAGAACAUACAAGAUAUCACCGGCGAGGAAAUUGAAAGUGAGUUACAACCUCUAAUCAAUACAAUAUACACAGACACUGAUAUAACAACAUUUGACCACAGGGGCGGAAUUAUAGUUUGUGUGACAAGGCUAUUUGGAAGAAGCAUCCGUUACCUCGCAGUUGGUCUUGGUUACGUGCUUCUCACUCUGGUAGCACUCCCUGUAGGUAUAUCAAGUGGGGGAUUAUCUUUUUUCCGAUUUGAUGAACAAAAAAUACGAAUACGAACGAAUACGAAAUACGAAAAAUACGAAAGGUACUUAGGUAUUCUCGCUUUAUGGUGGCCAUCAAUUCAAAUCUUUUGUUUUUUCAUGUACAGUAGGUUUAAUUGUGCGAGCGCUUGGACCGUUUUGACAAACGUUUCAAAGUUGAUUCGAAGUCACUGGUUUUCAUCCAACAUGUAUUUGCUCGUUUUCUGCUUCGUUGUACCGUAUUGUUCUCUCAGCCAAAGACUAUUCUCUGACAUGUUUACGUUUAACAAGUUUUUAUAUUUUACGGUUUACAAUGUAACGUGCACAGUUUGCAAUUUUCUUUUUAUUAUCAUUCUCAACAAGCACAAAGUUGUCACAAGGUAUGUGUUCUACAUCAGUGUGUGUAUGAUCUGUGCUUAUGUUGAGAGUGACAUAGUAGCUGUGUUUUAUUUCAUCCUCAAUUCUCAAGGCUCCCUGAACAACUUAAAACUCACUGCUCUUCGUACUGUAGCACUUGGCCUCACUUUGACUCUGAGUUUCAGUUCUUCAAUGCACAUAAUCCGCAAACUUAUGAAGCCACAGGAGUCUGUAUUCGAGGGACUGUCAGAGAAGUGAGUCACGGUUUUUUAAUUAGAUUACGUAAGCAGAAUCUCUUGCUAUCCUUCAGUACCAGUUUUCAAAUAAUCUACGUGACAAAGUUUAACGUGGGCUAGACCAAAAAUUCCAUUGUUCUUUCCAGAAAAUAGAACUUUUCCGAAACUGAGUCGUGUUAUUGAGCAGUGUUAUGCCACUUUUGUACAGCCUCGUCAAGGAAAGAGCAUUGAAAUUCUUUGAAUAGCUGUUAACAGCUGUAAUUUAGAACAGUGCCGUUACCAACCAAAUAAUUG
Molecule: messenger RNA, 1400 nt
Organism: Pocillopora verrucosa
Lineage: Eukaryota; Metazoa; Cnidaria; Anthozoa; Scleractinia; Pocilloporidae
Source: RefSeq, a predicted model, not a curated record